ACUUAAUUGAGCAACCGGGACACCUCACGUGCAGGACUGAUUUGUAGUUUGAACACGUGGCUCAUUGAAAAAGGCAGAACUUAGGGUUUUUUUGUUUUCCGUUUUCUUGAUGUUAUUGAGAGGCGGUGCCUACACAAAUGCGCCUGACAAUUUAGUCGCAUCGCCAAAGAAUAAAGAAACUUUCUCUGUUUUCCUCCAAGCCCUCGCCUCGUAGAGGUGACGAAAUAAAUAAUUCAGCUCGUUUAAAUCAAGAGGAAACGCGAGUGCGCGCAACCACGGCGGCGAUCUCGUCCAUCAAAUAUCUCAGUAGCUUGGAGUGAUUGGGAGAACACUCCCAGACCCUCCGCUGAGCGACAGUGCGGUUCUCUCUCCAAACACUGCCCAUCCGAGCGACGCGAUAAAGGGCUGCCCCUCUGCAACACGGUCGCUCUUUUUUAGUAUACAACAAAAUGAAUAAGCUUUAUAUUGGGAACGUGAGCGAGCAGGCGAGUGCGCUGGACUUGGAAAGUAUCUUUGAGCAGUGGAAGAUACCUUUCAGUGCACCCUUUCUCGUAAAAAGUGGCUACGCGUUUGUGGAUUGCCCCGACGAAAAGGUAGCGAUGAGGGCCAUUGACACUCUUUCAGGGAAAGUAGAACUCCACGGAAAAGUCUUAGAAGUGGAGCACUCUGUCCCUAAACGACAAAGGAGCUGCAAGCUGCAGAUCAGGAAUAUCCCUCCUCACAUGCAGUGGGAGGUUUUGGACGGGUUGUUAGCCCAGUACGGCACAGUGGAGAGCUGUGAACAAGUCAACACUGACACGGAGACUGCUGUAGUCAAUGUGCGAUAUGCCGCCAAGGACCAAGCCAGAGAAGCAUUGGACAAAUUAAAUGGCUUCCUUAUGGAGAACUACGCACUAAAGGUUUCCUAUAUCCCAGAUGAGACGGCUACAGCAGAUACACCUGCCGUGGGCGGCAGGAGAGGUUUCAACUCACGCGGACCGCCUCGUCAAGACUCCCCCAAUCUGGGCGCGAGACCUAAACUACAGUCAGAUGUGCCUCUACGCAUGUUGGUGCCCACCCAGUUUGUAGGAGCUAUUAUUGGCAAGGAAGGUGCUACCAUCCGCAACAUAACCAAGCAGACUCACUCAAAGAUUGAUAUCCAUCGUAAGGAGAAUGCAGGUGCUGCGGAGAAGCCCAUCACUGUUCACUCCACUCCAGAGGGAUGUAGUUCUGCCUGUCGAAACAUCAUGGAGAUCAUGCAGAAAGAGGCAAUUGACACUAAAAUCACUGAAGAAAUCCCUCUUAAGAUUCUGGCUCAUAAUAAUUUUGUCGGCCGUCUGAUUGGAAAGGAGGGGCGCAACUUGAAGAAAAUUGAACAAGAUACUGACACAAAGAUCACAAUCUCACCGCUGCAGGAUCUGACCUUGUAUAACCCAGAGCGCACCAUUACUGUUAAGGGUACAUUAGAUGCUUGCUCAAAAGCAGAAGAAGAAGUCAUGAAGAAAAUCCGUGAGUCCUACGAGAAUGACGUAGCCGCCAUGCAUCUACAAUCUAACCUGAUUCCAGGGCUCAAUCUUAACGCGUUGGGUAUUUUUCCCGGUGCAGCGGGUGGAGGGAUGUCACCCUCUGUGGUAUCAGGACCUCCGGCUGGGGCUCAAGCUGGCUAUCAAUCUUUUGGGUGCAGCAUGUUUGGGAGUGAGGUGCCAUUUUGGGCCUCUACGCCCUCCUCCAGCAGCAGUACAGCCUUUUCUCAGCCACAGAUGGAUUCAGAAACUGUGCACCUCUUCAUUCCUGCCCUGGCAGUUGGUGCUAUUAUCGGCAAGCAGGGCCAGCACAUUAAACAGCUCAGUCGCUUUGCUGGUGCGUCAAUCAAAAUUGCACCUGCUGAUGAAGUUGACGCCAAGCAAAGAAUGGUCAUUAUUACUGGACCACCGGAGGCACAGUUCAAAGCUCAGGGACGUAUUUUUGGGAAGUUAAAAGAGGAGAACUUUUUUGGACCGAAGGAGGAGGUUAAAUUAGAGGCUCACAUAAAAGUGCCAUCAUUCGCCGCUGGCAGAGUCAUUGGCAAAGGAGGCAAAACGGUGAAUGAACUACAGAACUUGACCAGUGCGGAGGUGGUUGUCCCGCGGGACCAGACGCCUGAUGAAAAUGACCAAGUAGUAGUAAAAAUCACAGGCCACUUCUAUGCAAGCCAGCUGGCUCAGCGGAAGAUCCAGGAGAUCAUCUCUCAGGUGAGGCGGCAGCAGCAGCCCAAGGCCUCGGCCACAGGUCCACCAGUCACCCGGAGGAAAUAGAGCCACCGCGUCUUCUCGGAGACUGACAGGACACGGGACACGUCCAUCUCAGGGGUCAGGGAAUGUCCUUACAACCCCAUUCGCUUUUACACCCAUUCCUCCUGAAGUUUCAUUGAGAUUGUGUACACCUUCCCUCCCCUCACAAUUUCUUUGAAUAUAGGAAAAUCAGCCACCCAGUCCCUGCCUUAAUACGAUAAAUGCACAGUCCUUAAUUGACAGACGUUAAACGUAGUUUUUGAUAUUUGAGUUCAUUGGGAAAUGCAGCAUUUGAGUGUAAAAGGCGUUUUGAGCCUGUUUUUUUGGGGUGCGGAAUGGGUGACACGGGGUGGGGUUUAAGGUCUUCGGCUUGAGAUGGAUAGAGGAUUGUUGAAGGAAGUAUGUUGUCCUGUGAUCCAUAGUGGCAUUUUAUAAAUUCUGAUGCAUUUUAUAGAUCUAUAUAUAUACAUAUGUAAAAUUAUGAAAGAAGGUGGAGCAACACUGCCACUUAUGACUGAGGGAAGUGUUGAUUGGUGUUGGCCAGGAAACCAAGUUAAUAUGCAUUUUACUGAUCUACCUCAGGCUAGAGUACCUCAGAAAAAAAGAAAAUGAUAUAUGAAAAAAAAUGUUCUGUUUUUUUUUAUUUUGCUUUGUGGUAUUUUGUAUACUUUAUAAAGCUAAUAGUUCUUGAACAUUUUUUAUUUUUUUAAGAAAAUGUAAAAUUUAGUCUGUAGUGAACGGAUGCAUCCCGAACUCCGCCUUGCUCCGUUUGCAGCGUGCGUGAAAUGAAUAACUGUAUAUAAGUUUGCGCACGUCUGGUGUGUAAAAGAGCGGAGUUUGGGCUUCUAUGUUGGCUACAGAUAGGAGAAAGAAAAGAAAAGCGCCUCAGUGUCGCUGAGGAGCCACCACCCUCUGAACACCGUCAAAGUAAUGAGAAAUAACGCCAUCCGUACAUACUGCAGAAAUGUCAUGCUAAUAUGCUAAUACCUGUUUUGGCAUUUCACCCGCAAUUCAUUACACUUCAGUAAGGGUUGGAUGCAAGCAAUAGAGGUCAGGGAUAAUCAAGGUCCUGCUGUAACCUCUUUGACACCCCCUCAUCCUCAACGCGACUAGUUGUCUAUCAUAAUAAAAAAAAGAACGACCAGCCCGAUUGAGGUUGUUUUUUUCUUUUUUUUCCCGUGCUCAUAUUUUUUCUCCCUCCCCCCUCCAAAUAAUGCGCUCCGUUUGGUUUUGGGACUGCUUUUUGCAUCAAACUGGGCUUUACGUGCCGAAGAUUUUCAGUGUUUAACGUCAGUCAAUGCAUGUCGGGUUUGGGAAGUUUCACUGUUCGGAUGCUUUUGCGUUGGUAGCUAUUAGGUUACAAUAGUCUGGGGCGCGUUUCUCUAGGCUAACGAGCUAUGACGUAGAGAUGAACGCGCAAACGGUUUCAUUUAUAUCUUUCGUUUAUCAUACAAAGUGAAAAAGCAAAAAAAUAUAUAAAAUGAACAUUAGCAAAGAAACUAAACGUUUAGUAAAUAAGUGAAAAAACAAUAUUCCUUUGUUUUCAUGCAGAAUGUAAAUAUGAUUUGAUUGUGGUAAAAGAGUGCAUCAAUGCUUCCACACUAGUUAGACCAUUGUCUACCUCAGCUGAGGAAAGGGUGUUUGGCGGGAAUCCUUCCAUCUCACCCGAGGCCUCCAGCGCGCGCAGCGAUACCUCGAGUCCCUCGCGAACACUUCCGCACUGGGUAUGCGCGUGGCGCCGAGCGCUGACCAGAGGGGCACAAGUGAUCGUAUUGUUUUUCUUUCCACACUUCUCUUACACCGUUUGUUGAUCUACCUCUUGUUAGAAAAGUAUUUAAAUUAGAGGCAUAUUGCUAUUUGUUAGAAUCUAUAGGGUCAUAUCCCAUUUGUCCCUUUCCUCACAGAAAAAAAUAUAUAAUUUAAAAAAAAAAAAUCAUGUAUGGCUAGGCUUUAAAGAUGACUAAGACAAUUUUCAUUUUUGCCUGCAAUUUAUCCUCUGCUAACUGAUUUGAAACCUCACCUAAUUGCUUUUUUCCCCCUCGUUUUUCUUUCCGCUGCUUGGUUUGGUGGUGUGGCUUCCUUGUAUUGGGCUUUAUUUCUUGCAUAGGUAUUGUAUUAAAGGUCAAAGUGUUUAAUUUGGAAACUGAUUAAUAAUGGCUACAGAAUUUUUUAAGGGCCUGCUUCAUUUCUUGCUUAUGAAAUAUGAACAAUGGAGUCUUUAUUUUUUACCUUUUUCAUGUCUUAUGGAUGCUACAGGUUUUUUCUUUUCUUUUUUUCUUUUUGUUUUUGACUGAUCUGAUCAAAUUUCAUUUCAUGGCUGUGUUGUGUGGUGAAUCAUGUUUCAGUGGGAAUGUGAUAUGGAAUUCCGGGAUCUGGAAUAGUUCCCGGAAAAAAAAAUGUGGUCCGAUUUCAGCAUAAGCAACAUCCCCUCCGACCGUGCUUGUGCGCCCUCACACACCUCCACUUAUCAAAUGCCUCUGAUACAAAGAAAAUAAAAGUCAAGUUGGCUCCUAGCAA
Messenger RNA from Pimephales promelas (fathead minnow), 4766 nucleotides. It is a transcript of the gene igf2bp3, whose product is annotated as insulin-like growth factor 2 mRNA binding protein 3. The record is from RefSeq and is a predicted model, not a curated record. Lineage: Eukaryota; Metazoa; Chordata; Actinopteri; Cypriniformes; Leuciscidae. Gene Ontology annotation, molecular function: RNA binding.